Orbicella faveolata is the source of this 2295-nucleotide messenger RNA. RefSeq lists its product as uncharacterized. Lineage: Eukaryota; Metazoa; Cnidaria; Anthozoa; Scleractinia; Merulinidae. The record is from RefSeq and is a predicted model, not a curated record.
AUAUACAGUGAUAAAAUCAGCCAAUGAAAUCGUUGUUUGCACGAUCACCUGCGUAAGAACGGAAACCAACUUGUCUCGGUUGUCAAGUGUAGCUAUAUAUAUGUCAAGUACGAGUCGUUAACCAGGUUAAACAAUACCACAGGAUGUUGUAAGCUAAACUUCUCCGUUCUUUCAUGCAGUAUGGUGGAAAACGAAAAACCGUGGCCCGAGCCAGUCCCCGAUUGGCCUGAAGCGAAGGAAAUUUGGAAAUGGGGCUGGCCCUUUCACGUGUAUUUCUUUACAGUGCUGUAUUGCUUUGUCAUAGUUCGCGGACUCUACGUCCUCCUAAAGCAAGGGAAAGCGUUUUUCAGGAGGACGGAUCACCGCUUUUUGAUGAACGCGCUUCUUUUGACAUUUGGCGCGACUCGCACAGUGUUUCUGAUCUGGGAUCCGUACGGUUCGAAUCCAAACCACAACAAAACAGAGCUCGUCAUUUGCAUCAUAACUUUUGGCGUCGGAACAGCGUGCGUAACCUCAGCAUUCAGUUACCUAUUGCUAAUUGUAUUAGAAAGUACUCGUAUCUCGCUUGCACCGAGCAAGUUUCAAAACCAAAGGUUCUUCCUCGGGGUUUGGACCGUGAACGUACUUUACGUGAUACUUUCGGACUUAAUCGUUGCUCAUUUUCAUGAAGCCAAGGUAAUGAUAUUGAUUUGUCAACUAACUUUCGCUCUCUGGGGAUUUCUUCUUGCUUUGGGCUAUGCAUUGGCCGCGGCACGACUAUGGCGUAACUUGAAAGCUUCGCGCCAAACCACGCAGUACAACCAAGGCCUCGCUGCCGAGAGCAAAAAGAUAAAAAGGUUGGUGUGUUUGCUGUGUUUGGGGUCAAUUUGUGGCGUGGUUAUGUUCUCCACCAUUGUGUACACGGCACUUGGCGACACAGGAGUGUACAAUGAAUCAGGAAUAGUGCGCCACUGGCCGUGGAUUGCCGUGCAGACAUUACUAAGGACUUGUGAGGUGUUUAUGUGCUUUGUUAUAUUUCUGAUCGCGCUUAAGACAGCCACUGCUAAUUCUACGAACAACAAUCGAGUCGACAGUGACUCGAAAGGAACAGCCUAAAUUCCCUGAGCAAAGAAAUUGCUUGUCUAGCUCCAGUCAGCCAUGUUUCGGUUGACAGACCUCGAGAAAAAAGACUAACAAAUUGCAUCAAAAAAAACAAGCAGCAUGGGGCUUCGCAUAAAAUUUUCCUCACAUUGCAGAAACGUUAAUACCUCCAGCAAAAAUAUCGAAAAAUAUGUAAAUGGAGUUUCUUAGAUGAUAUCAGUGAAAAAGCAUUUUUCAGAUUAAUAUCGGGAUAAAAGUGCCGAUUUCGCCUGAUAAAGAACGUUCCGAAUUUUGAAAAUAAGUUCUAAAUUUACCAAGGGAAAUAGCAUCACAUUCUAAAACUUUAAUUUGAAGAAAAAUUCUGUAGCGCGUCAAAUCAAACAACUUCAACUUAACUCGAUAUAGUGUCACCAAAAAUGGAACAGAAUAAAUGAAGGGAAAAAUUGUUUUAAAAAAUAAUUGUUCCUCUUUACUGAGAGGCAGAACGUGAAUAAAGCGUAGUCUUUCAAUUUACAUAGGACUUUCAAAGUAAAAGAAGCUGUUUCAAAGUAUUUAAAUUUUGCGUGUCGACCGUCAUGAAGCGAUUAUAAUUAGGGUAUUUCUAUAAUGAGACGAAAAAAUCUGACCGCAAACACUGCAUAUGGUAAGUAUAACCUUGAUCAAAAUUGUUUGUCAAAGAAAUUGCGACCUGUCAAAGACCUGUCAAAGAAAUUGCCUACGUGGAGACGUCUACGAGGAUUUCCUAUCAAGCCGAAAGAGUGACUUUUUUCAGCGUGAAAGAAAUUGUGCACAUGUACACUCAGGCUAACAGUUCUUUAGCGGCUAAAUAUUACAUUUCUUAAAAUACUCGCGAAUUAAACAUAUUCGCUUCAGUCAAUUAAUGGUGACGUUAGAAAUUCUCUACGGGGUAUCUUUAUUUACUCUAAGACUGUCACAGUAAAAAAUAUUAAACAACAUUCGAUUAAUAUCUUAAUAUUCAGCUGUUUUGAGGAUGUGGUAAUUCGAAAAGCGCAAAAACGAACGUAACCAACGCCGAAACUGAUUUUGGCUUGUCGCAUUUUCUGUUGCUUUAACGCGAAUUACAGGAAAUCAUUGCUUUUUACUUCUAUCGGGGUAAAACUCUGUGAACUUCAAUCAAGAAACAAAAAACUAGGCCUACCCAGAAUACCUUUCGGUAUUCUUGUGUAACCUUGUACGUUUUCUGUCGGGACUGCC